Molecule: messenger RNA, 348 nt
Organism: Peronospora farinosa
Lineage: Eukaryota; Oomycota; Peronosporomycetes; Peronosporales; Peronosporaceae
Source: the annotation of a GenBank genome assembly
AUGUCAUGGGCCAAGCAUAAGAAAAUCCUGGCAAUGGCCAAAGGCUACCGUGGACGCGCUAAUUCGUGCUACCGUACGGCCAUAAACCGCGUAGAGAAGGGUCUGCAGUAUCAGUACCGUGACCGCAAACAAAAGAAACGCGACAUGCGCUCGUUGUGGAUUCAAAAAAUUAAUGCGGGGGCGCGUCAGGAGGGACUCUCGUACUCGAAACUCUACGGCAAGAUGAAUGGCUCGGGCAUUGAGCUAAACCGCAAGGUGCUGGCUGACAUGGCUGCAACGGAACCGUUCAGUUUUAAGUCGGUGCUGGAAGUUGUCAAGCACAUGAAGAGUGUCACAAAGGCUUUGUAA